Molecule: messenger RNA, 434 nt
Organism: Nomia melanderi (Alkali bee)
Lineage: Eukaryota; Metazoa; Arthropoda; Insecta; Hymenoptera; Halictidae
Source: RefSeq, a predicted model, not a curated record
AUGGUUCUUCUGAUGUUGUAUGAGUUUUUAGUAGCAGCUUUCUUCUUGGAAUUCGCACUUGCUUGCGUGUGGACACCAAUCAAUGCACUUCUUGUAACUACUAUGCCGAGAGCAAUUUACCAUGUACUUCGUCAGCUUGAGUUCGAUGAAGUAGCAGUGGCGUUCUCUACAAACAAAUCUUUGAUGGUGUUCGUGACUUAUACUGUGACAAUUACGUUUUUUCUUCUUACGCUAUAUAUCACUGAUGCAGUGGAUUAUACAAUUGUUAGGGACGAGGGAAUGACGGACUUCAUGAUACAUAUGAAGGAAAAACUAUGGGAAAAAUUACAACGAGAAAUUCCAUUUUUAAACGUGGAGGUAAAGCCUUGUCGUUGUAAAGUUCGCAGGAGUGGUCUACGCAGAAAUCGAGCUAAUAGUAAUUAAAUGGAACUGGA